Messenger RNA from Nasonia vitripennis (jewel wasp), 518 nucleotides. Its product is annotated as gametocyte-specific factor 1-like. NCBI's taxonomy places the organism in Eukaryota, Metazoa, Arthropoda, Insecta, Hymenoptera, Pteromalidae. The record is from RefSeq and is a predicted model, not a curated record. The coding region runs from base 62 to 463 and encodes 133 amino acids. The transcript has 3 exons.
CAUAGUGCGAGCCAGUCUAGGAGCCAACGCCGAAGCAUCAACAUUGAAUUUGCUUGGAAACAUGGCAGCCGAAGAACCUUUAGAAGUUUGUCCUUUUGACAAGAGCCAUCGAAUUCGUGGCUCCAGGAUGGCUUACCAUAUAAGGAGGUGUGCCAAUAGCCAUCCGGAAAUCCAGUUAAAGAUCUGCCCGUAUAAUAGCCGGCAUAUUUUGCACCCGAAGCAAUUAUCGGAACAUCUGAGAUCAUGUCCAACUAAGGAGUUUGCAAAUCCGGAUAAAAUAGUUGAGACAACGCCAGAAACAUCUGGUGUUAUAAUUCCAGUUCAGCCUGAAUUUGUGGCUGUGGAUGAAGCGGUGGAAGCCUGGGUCGUCGAUGAAGGUCCCAGUCCACUGGAAGGAGUCCGAGAAAGACGGAACGCUGAGCGGCUAUUCAGACAGGUUCGGAGGUCAAAAAAGAGAAAUUGACUUAUGCAUAGAUAUCUCUUACAUUAUUGAAAUAAAUGUUUAUUUUACCUGCAAA